AUGAGUUCUCCGGCGAAAAAAGCUCAGUCGCCGGCACCCGAGGCAGUUUCGCCAAAGGGAAAGGCGAAGUCUCCCACGCCUGGUCCUGCGUCCCCGGUCAACGUAGCAUCCCCUACUCCUGGUCCUGCGUCUGCAGCGCUUGGCCUUCUGUCUGGAGCUCAUUGGGCUGAGGUGGGACUUCCGGAAGAGGACCUGGAGAACGACUGGGACUCAACCUUGGGGAGCGAUGUCGAGAGCUCGACUGCCUCGAUUAGUUCGAGUAUCCUCAAGUAUCGUACCAUUAAUGGCCGCACCUAUCACAGUGACAGUGUGACCGACGGAGAGUAUUGGGGUCCCAACGAUGAGAAGCAGAAUCAAAUGUUGGAUAUCUUCCACCAUGUGUUCACCAUUCUCUUUGAUGGCAAGCUUUAUACGGCUCCUAUUACAGAGUACCCAGAAAAUAUCAUUGAUGUUGGCACAGGCACCGGAUUGUGGCCGAUUGACGUUGCCGACAAACUUCCUUACUGCAGUGUAAUCGGUACAGACCUUUCGCCUAUUCAACCCAGCUGGAUACCCCCUAACGUUCGCUUCGAAAUCGAUGACGCUACCAAGGAAUGGACCUACAAGCCCAACCAUUUCGAUUUCGUCUAUAUCCGCUGGCUUACUGGUGCUGUUAAAGAUUGGACUGCAGUCUAUAAGGAGGCUUAUCGGUGCUUGAAGCCUGGUGGCUGGAUCGAGCAUUUUGAUUCUUCUGGCGACAUUUAUUCGGACGAUGACACCGUUAGCGAGAACUCUGCCAUGAGUCAGUGGGGUAAAAUUUGGCAAGAAGCCGGAAGACGAAUGGGAAAUCCGAUCGACAUGAUCCCGGCUAAUUUGCAGGAGGAUGGAAUGAGGGAGGCCGGUUUCGUAAACAUUACGAAGAAGGAUUACCAGAUCCCGGUUUCACCUUGGUCCAAGGACAAGAAGAUGAGAGACCUUGGCCUUUACUUCUACACGGCCUGGACGGCAGACCUCGAGGGCACUUGCCAGUUCAUAUUCGGCAAUGUGAUAGGCUGGGAGAAGGAGGAGAUUUCCACCUAUAUUGCUAACUUGAAGGCCGAACUGAAGAAUCGGAGCAUGCAUGGGUGCAUGCGCUGGCGCGUGGUGUACGCGCAGAAGCCGUUGGAUGCUUGAGAUGCGGUUGGAUUAGGACAAGCUUCAUACAUUUCUUUCUGUAAAUAGUAUGACAUGCGUGCCGAAGCGGGAAACGCGGAGUUGCGACAUACUACCGAUCUCUUGUAGAAAACAAAAGCUGUUUUCUAGACAUGGCUUUUCAGCUAGGCCCCUGGAUAACCUUCUCUUUAGUACGCCAAAGGCUACUAAGUUGAAGGCGAGCAUUUGAUGCCCUCUUGAAGACUGGUGGUAAAUUUCGGAACAGCUUCAAAAAGCCGGUCACGAACAGGAAUCGAAUGGAGCAGGUCACAAGUACCAAGAUA
Messenger RNA from Neurospora tetraspora, 1454 nucleotides. RefSeq names its product S-adenosyl-L-methionine-dependent methyltransferase. NCBI's taxonomy places the organism in Eukaryota, Fungi, Ascomycota, Sordariomycetes, Sordariales, Sordariaceae. The record is from RefSeq and is a predicted model, not a curated record. The transcript is spliced from 6 exons. Gene Ontology annotation, molecular function: methyltransferase activity. The coding region runs from base 1 to 1152 and encodes 383 amino acids.